This is a messenger RNA of Strongylocentrotus purpuratus (purple sea urchin), 5182 nucleotides long. RefSeq lists its product as uncharacterized. Gene Ontology annotation, molecular function: signaling receptor activity; protein binding. Gene Ontology annotation, biological process: positive regulation of canonical NF-kappaB signal transduction; positive regulation of JNK cascade. The record is from RefSeq and is a predicted model, not a curated record. The transcript is spliced from 13 exons. Gene Ontology annotation, cellular component: plasma membrane. Lineage: Eukaryota; Metazoa; Echinodermata; Echinoidea; Camarodonta; Strongylocentrotidae. Bases 260 to 3568 code for a protein of 1102 amino acids.
GAUAAUAUGAUAUUUGUGUGUCUGGGGCCUGAGGGUGUGUGUGUCUGAAUUUCACUGAGCAAGAAAUGGAUUGAUUUCAAAUGUGCUAUUACUGAUAUUCUGCAAUUCGGAACACGGGAACAUUGUUAAUGUCUUACCCGACAACCUGCGGUUAUACUACUAGCCCUUAUCGGAAAUUGAAAACGCAGGUAGAGAACUUCUCUGCCAACAGACUUUGCUUAUAUUUCAACCAUGGUCGGGUACCAUCAGAGCCUCAAAUAUGAAUAAACGGAUUUUGAAAACAUUUCUUCUCUUCAUCUUACUGAAUGCGCUUCCCAAUGUAAUUAGCGGAGGUUGGUUCUGCAACAACCCCUCACCACCUGUUUGCGCCGAUGACUGCGAUGGGAAUGGAUACUAUAUCAGUCCAGAUGGAACUGCGUGCAUUCAAUGUCCACAAUGUUCGGCUGGAAAGGAACUUAACAAGGAUUGUGGAAAUGGUUUGAACGGAGAUGCAGUAUGCAUACCUUGUCCAGAAGGAUUCUUUUCAUUAUCCACGUCACAGCGUUGCACUCAAUGCACCACAUGCACCAAUACCGUUGAGCAGGAAACAUGUCAACUCACACAAAACAGAGUGUGUGGGGAUUGCUUGCCAGGCUUUGUCCGAACGCCUGACCGAUUCUCGACCGACUUUAACGCCUGUCCAAACAGAUGUUCAGACCUUCCCCGUGAUACGCCACAGUGCAGGGAUUGGUGGAGUAAUCAAGCGAGAGAACUGACGGAGGUAGACCAACCCCCGGAUACUGCAGCUGUUGAAAGGCAUAUUGAAGAGGUGCAUCUGGAUGAUCUUGAUCCAUGUGAACCUAAAACCCCUCUAUGCAUUGACCCCUGUCACGAUGGAAACUUCUUCUUGGACUAUGAUGGACUUUGCAAGGCGUGUCUGUCAUGCCAGCCUGGAGAAGAACUCAAUAAGGUUUGCGGUCGAGGGAAGAACGGUGAUGCAUAUUGUCGGCGGUGUCCCGAAGGAACUUUUUCAGAGGAUGGAAUAAAGCGAUGCUCCCCUUGUCGUAUUUGCGUGAAUACUUUGGCGACCGAGUGCACUGCUUCAAGAAACACCGUGUGUGGAGAGUGCCUUCCAGGAUAUUACCAAGAUGCAGAUGGAUACUUCCCGGACCAGGGAGCCUGCCCGAACAAGUGCCCCGAGUGUCCGAACACCGUUUCACAGUGCCAAGAGUGGUGCAAAUCGAGGACAAUGUCGGACCAGGUUACCGUAGAUCCUGCAGAGACCCACGGCCAAGAUGCCAUCACCCCAGCGGCCGUAGCUGCGGACAUCUUCCAGUCUGUUGCUGACAAUGAAGUCAAUGAUGAGGCUAAACUUCCUCCAGCUAGCCAUGGAUCAUACAUGGUCAUCUUCACAGUCCUCGCUUCCGUUCUAGCUGUCGUCGUCAUCGUCCUUGCUACCUUCCUUUUCUUGUUCCGUUGCCUUUGGAACAGAACCGAUGGAUCGCCUGAUACACCUGAAACACCGCUCCUACCAGGUAUUGCCGAUGAUCUUCUCGUCAAGCUGGCUGAAGACAUUGAGACGAGUGAGCAGAUGGAGGCCUUAGGACGAGUACUUGGAGUUAAGGUGGCAGCUAUCAAUAGAUACACUGACACCAACAACAUAGGUGGCCGGGUCACUUGCAAGGGAACACGGGACAUGCUGUUUGACUGGAGACAGACCGUGGAACCUUGCAACCAGCAUCAAAGACUGAAACAAGCACUCCAUGAUACUGGGCUGGUAUCGCUUGCUGAAACACAUUUCAAGGGGACACGUAGUAUUCCAGUUGUUUACAAGCCUACAACGUAUCUGUCCUCCCCGGAAGGAGGCGACUGGGAAUUCAUGAGACAUCUGAGAACGGCCUAUCCGCGUCUAACCAGUUCAAGACCCAUUAGUGGAGGUUCAACUGAUGUUGAGAAUGAGUCAUCUGCGGUUUCUACUCCAACAUUCAACCUCAAUAGACGACUGGCCAAUAAAAACCUGCUGAGACAAACGCUGGAGAGACAAGUUGGUCAUGAUGAUUCCUUUCGAUCAACCCCACCGCAACCUGAUAGCGUUAAAGGAGAGCGAAUGGUCAAUUCAGCUAGUAGUAUGAACCAUGUUGGACCAUUUUAUGGAAUAGAGACAUUUCCAACACAAUCAGCGGCUGUAAGACAAUGUGAUCGAGACCCAAGACCAAUUGAAAGGUUUGGUUUCUGGGAAGAUAGGUCCAGGCCUCAUUCGUCAUCAUCGGGAAAGGUAGUCACUGAGAGAGCGUCUGGAACUGUCCACCCACAUGCAGAGGAUACGGAUGAGGCUCCUAGAACGAGGGUCCGCCGUCGCUCUAUCAUGGAUGAAAAUCUCUUGCCACUUCUCAACGCAAAUUGUAAAAGUACGACCUUUAAGAAUCUAACCGGUUCAAGACCCGUUAGUGGAGGCUCAACUGAUGCAGAGAAUGAGUCAUCUGCGGUUUCUACACCAACAAUGAACCUAGGCAGACGGCUGGCCGAUAGAGACCUGCUGAGACAUAUGAUGGUGAGACAAGUUGGUGUUGAUCAUGAUGAUUCCCCUCGAUUAACCACACCGAAACCACCUAAACACCAUGAUACCGUUACAGAAGAGCGAAUGGUCAAUUCAGCUGGUAGUAUGAACCAAUCUGUGGCUGCAAGACAGUAUGAUCGAGACAUUGAAGAUAGUUCCAGGCCUCGUGCACCAUCGUCGGGAAAGGUCGUCACCGAGAGAGCGUCUGGAACUGUCCACCCACAUGUAGAGGAUACGGAUGAGGCUCCUAGAACGAGGGUCCGCCGUCGCUCUAUCAUGGAUGAAAAUCUCUUGCAACUUCCCAACGCUAACAGGAGGAGCAGUCUUUCAGAUCUGCUCCUACUUUCAGGCAACAAUCGGCAGAAUAAGUUAUGGAAUGGACGCAAUGGCAACACUGCACCAGUUCAGGAGGCUGAAGCUACACUGUUUCCUACUGAUUCUUCAAGUGCCAACGGACCAACUGUCGAUGAUCCAGUAGAUACCAACAACACUAAGUCUGCAAACCCGAAGCAGCCAAGUCAAUCUCUGGAACCAAACGCUUCUUCACACAAAACCCCAACUGCUGCAGCUGGGACCGUUUUACCAAAGGGUAUUCCUAUCGAGAACUCCACUCACGAGAAGCCCGCCGCCAUUCCGGAUGACCAGGGAAGCAUUGGCAAUAAGUCACCCCGUGACACAAAUGUCACUAUCAACAUCACCAUGAACAAAAAAGAAGUUGAGACUGUUCAUAUUGGUGAUGUACACAAUAAACGCAACUUCCGUGACGGUCCUUACCAGGGCAUCAGGGCAUCGGAACCAAACAACAACGACGACAACGGUGAAGCUCAAAAAUUACUCAACGUAAACAUGUCCGCUUCUGAAACUGACACCGUCCGCGUUGGCGAUGAGGGCAACACACUGACCCGUGGUCACGUUGGCAGCAGUGACGAUGAUGAAUACGAUGAUGACCAUGAUGGUGAUGAAGACAAAUUACUUGACCCCAAGUCAUCAUUGGUAUUCGAAACCCAGAAUAAUUCAAAUUAUGUAUGGUAAAUUGUAUUCCCAACUCUUAAAACCGCUGUUAACUUAACAUAUGGACUAUUUUUUUAGGGUAACAAAUACAAAUUGAACAGGAGAACAUAUCUAACUCAUCAAAAUCUUCAAAUCUGUGACAAUAUUCUAAUGAUUGCAUUUUAAAGGAUUAGAUUGAAGCACAUUUUCUUGUAAUCAUAAUGAGAAAAUGAAAAAAAAUUAGGCUGCACAUUGUUGUGCAAGCUAAACUCUUUUGAUAAUUACUAAAUGUACAUUCACCAGUACGUUCGCGAUGCCUUAUUCAUUGGUGCUGGUAGGGGAAAAGGCAUAUAUCGUUCAAAGAAAGUACAUUUACAUAAUGUUUAAAUGAUAUAUUUUGUAUUUGUAUGAUAUAUUUUGUAAAAAACACUGUCAUGUACGUAAUUGUAUCAAUCAUCAUUUAAGAGUAAUUUAUGGACACUCCUAUAUUUUAAUUUCAUCUUGCUUACUUCUUUUGAUUACAGUCUUACAAACAAAUGUUAGAAUCACUUGCUGGAGUUUGUGUGUUUGCGAAAGUAACUUGUCCAAGUUUCCGUGACGUUAGAAGGUUGUCGACUUUCUUGAUUUUGCAGAUUUAUUCAUGUUUCACUGGACGUAACCAGUUAUUAAAGUUAACUUAGGAGUUACUUCAUCAACAUGGUAGAGGCUUAGUAGAUGCUGCUUGUAUAUAUUUUGUUUAUUCGGUGUAUAUUUUGUAAUGGUUUUAGUUAGAAGUACACUUCUGCAUACUAUUUGUUUUAUUAAUUUACAAAUAUUUUCUUUAAAAGUUAUGCUAUUAUCAACAACUUUUAAAGUGCAGAACUCUGACGUAGUUAUUAGGUGUGAUAAGGAAGUCUUAUCAUUUUAAUAUGAAUGACAUUCUAGCAUGGCCAACAAACAGUAAGAUUGAUAAUGUUUGUGAAAGCAAAAAUCGAUUAAAAUCCAAGAUGUAAUAAUCAGUUAUUGAAUUCAAAAAGUUCAUAUCGUGAGGAGAAUUCAAUUAGAAUCUUAUUUCUAUGGGACAGUUUCAGCCUAAGAGACCGAUAACCCACGAGACCGAAUGUGUCAGUCCAUGGGCCUUUUAGCCACUCUUCACAGGGUUCGAUCAUGGACCUACUAAUGGUUCGAUCGACCGAUGACCCACAAGACCGAUAUUUGCUAUCUAUCGUACCUUAUGUCUUUCAUCGUUUUGUCGGUCUUGUAGACCGUUGGGAACUUUCGACUUUUCUAAAUGUCAUUAUGUAUUUGUCGAUCUGUCGGCCUCGUUGGCUGUCAGACUACUGGGAUGACGUCGUUUUUAAAUUCCGACGAAAGUAUAGAUUAUCAUGGGUGUACAGCAUUUGAUUUUAAAUGCAAAAGUUACUCAGAAAAAAACAAUUUCUUUUUUGUUUUGAUAGUAUAGAGGUGAAGGUGUUCACGUCAAUUUCAUCAUUUUAUACGCCAAGUACUAACACAAAUCAAAUACACCAAAUAUUGAAAAAGAUUAGCUCAUUAAUCAAUUAUUUGUUUUAAGUACAUGUUGUAUAUGUUUAUUGGUUUUUAGAACGUUACUUCUGUGUUAAAAACAAUCUGUUCUUAUCAUUUCAUGAUAAAUGGACAAAGGAAACAUUCUUUCUG